Harmonia axyridis is the source of this 5998-nucleotide messenger RNA. RefSeq names its product TRAF2 and NCK-interacting protein kinase (gene msn). Lineage: Eukaryota; Metazoa; Arthropoda; Insecta; Coleoptera; Coccinellidae. The transcript is spliced from 19 exons. Bases 241 to 4041 code for a protein of 1266 amino acids. Gene Ontology annotation, molecular function: protein kinase activity; ATP binding. Gene Ontology annotation, biological process: protein phosphorylation. The record is from RefSeq and is a predicted model, not a curated record.
CUCUGUGACUACAAAUGUCGCAAAAUCUAUGAAGGUGCAUUUGACAGUCGAAAGGGUGCGCCGUAAACAUGUUAGUUUUAUGAGGACAAUAAUUUCUUUGUUUAACAGUUUUAUGUCUUAACUUUAGUAGUAGGAUAUUCUCAAUUCGAUCAGCUACUAUUACAAUUAUGUAUUUCUGUAAAUUUUCUACGUGUUAGUGAUUAAGAAUCUGUGAAGUGUUAUUUUGGUUCUGAACUCAAAAUGGCGCAUCAAAUGCCCCCUUCCGUGAACUGUUCUCUUGAUGAUAUAGACCUUACAGCUCUUAAAGAUCCUGCAGGGAUUUUUGAAUUGAUAGAAGUAGUAGGAAAUGGUACUUAUGGGCAGGUUUACAAGGGCCGUCACACCAAGACGGGCCAGCUGGCCGCCAUCAAAGUCAUGGACGUCACGGAGGACGAGGAGGAGGAGAUCAAGCUGGAAAUCAACGUCCUGAAGAAGUUCUCCAACCACCGCAACAUUGCCACGUAUUACGGAGCCUUCAUAAAAAAAUCGCCAGCGGGGAAGGACGACCAACUGUGGUUGGUGAUGGAAUAUUGCGGAGCAGGCUCAGUUACCGAUCUGGUGAAGUCGACCAAAGGCCAGUCCUUGAAGGAGGAAUGGAUAGCCUACAUAUGCAGAGAGAUCCUGAGGGGUCUCUCAUAUCUUCAUUCGAACAAAGUUAUCCACAGAGACAUCAAGGGGCAGAACGUGCUUUUGACGGACAAUGCCGAAGUCAAAUUGGUGGAUUUCGGUGUCUCGGCGCAGCUGGAUCGGACCAUAGGCAGAAGGAACACCUUCAUCGGCACACCAUACUGGAUGGCACCGGAAGUUAUAGCUUGCGACGAGAACCCCGAGGCUACCUACGACAACAGGAGCGACCUUUGGUCACUUGGCAUCACCGCGUUGGAGAUGGCUGAGUCGCAGCCGCCACUCUGCGAGUUGCACCCCAUGAGGGCGCUCUUCCUGAUACCCAGGAACCCUCCACCGAGGCUGAAGAGCAAGAAGUGGAACAAGAAAUUUCACGGUUUUAUCGACACAGUCUUGGUUAAAGACUAUCACGAAAGACCUUACACCGAACAGUUGCUUAAGCAUCCUUUUAUCAAGGACCAACCUACCGAAAGACAGGUUAGAAUACAACUUAAGGAUCAUAUUGAUCGUUGCAAGAAAAGGAAACAGGAGAAGGAGAGAGAGGACUAUAGAUACUCUGGUUCUGAGAACGAAGAGGAAGAGCCGCAAAUCGCGGGAGAACCAAGUAGUAUUAUUCAAGCUCCAGGUGGCGACACCUUGAGGAGGAAUUUCCAACAGAUUCAGGAAGGCCGCACACUCAGUCAGGCAGUCGAACCACCUCCCAGGGGUGGCAGGCAUAAGGAUAAGGAAGAAAUCCCUGAACCGGGACCACCUGCUAGACCACCAAUACCUCAGAGAAUUAUUAUUGUGCCAGAGCCAGCUCCACCAAGAAGACCACUGCCACCACCACCAGAUAAUUUUGUUUCGAGGUCCCAGCAACAGCAGCAGCAACAACAACAAAGGAAUUCUCAGUCUCAACACAUGUUUAAACCAAUGGGUCCUCCACGAAAACCUGAGGAAUUAGACGCUCUGGCAGCCCAUUUGAACGAGCUGGGCGUCCAGUCUUCGGCGCAGCCGGAAGCGCCACCUAGGAAUAACAGGAACAGCAAGCAGGCCCAAUCGGCAGCAAACAACAACGUGUCCACUCCCGGAUCGACCAGCAAUCACACUCCCAGCAACCAGUCCGACGCUCUGGAGGACAGCGAAAGCGAUUCAGAGCCGGAGGACAAUGGGAGGGUGAGGAACGACGGCACUCUGCUGGCCAGCGACCCGCCGAAGCCACUGACUGGUUUAGGUUCGGUGCCAGAGGGUUCGUCGGGCGUGUCCAGCCCUGGAGCCGUGGGUUCCGGUGGAUCGAGUUCGGGAGGGCCCCCGAACAGACCCUUGCCUCCCACCCCCGACGACGAUGACGUUCAGGGUGACAAGACGCUCGUAGUGAGAAGGCAGACUGCGGCCAGUCAAGCGAUCAACGCUCACCAGUCCAAACCGGACUCUGAUAUCGACGAGGCCACCCUCCUCAAAGAUUGGGAUUUCGACAAGUUCUUUCCGCAAAACAAGAAACUGCAAGAGACCACAGCCACCUCUUCCUCGUCCAGCAGCUCGGGCAAAAGAAAAAAAGACAACAAGGGGGCGAAGAGCCCCAGCCAUCGUAGGAUGGACAGCGACUCCAAGGCGAGUCCCUUCUUGAGGGGCUUCCGGAGGGAAAACUCCGACCUUCUGCCUUUGGGAUCGAGGCAUUCCGCCAUAUUCUUGGACAGGACCAGGAGCAGUGGGAUUUUUAACAAUAGGAGGAGUUCCGACGCCGGUUUCGGCAGCGGCAAGAACGCUGGCGAGCCGGUGCUGAUGGACUACGUGAAGAGGACAGAAUCCCCUAGCUCCGUUAAAACUGACACCGGCAGCAAGAACGCAGCUAACAGUAGAAAUAGGGAAAGCGGACUGAUUAAAAUUGAAGACAUGUUCAAGCCUAGAAGGGAAAAGACUGAAUCGGACAUAGUUCUGAGGAAUUCGGAUGCUAGGAGGAGCAUAAGGGAAAGCUUGGAGGCGAGGAGGAGGGUAACAGAUUGUUCGGAUAAGAACAGAAGCUCCAGCACCAGUUCGGCCUUGCUGUCGAGUACCACAAACUCCUUUAGUGGUGACGAGUAUUUGUUUAUUCAGAAUGGACGUAGUGGUGACAACAUAAGGCAAAGUAACGUCUUGCCAGACUUGUUGAGUCAAGCAAGUAGUAGUCCUGGCACUCCAUCGGCUAGGGAUAAAUCGCAAAGCGAAGAGUAUCGCCAAGCGAUGACGCCAAUACACACGCCCUCUCCUAACAAAAUAUCAACACCUAUUAACGCUAACGCACUUGCCCUACAACAGAAACAGCGUUCCUUCCUCACUUUCGGCUUCGGGGCAGGCUCCGCCCAGUCGAGGAGGGAAUCUCACGUAAACGUGAACGUCACGCCCACCUCGCACGACCUAUCUUCGGACACGCCCGAGAUCAGGAAGUACAAGAAGAGGUUUAACAGCGAGAUCCUGUGUGCUGCCUUGUGGGGAGUGAACCUACUCAUCGGUACAGAACAUGGCUUGAUGUUAUUGGACAGAAGCGGACAAGGAAAGGUUUAUCAACUGAUAUCUAGAAGGAGGUUCCAGCAAAUGGAGGUGCUAGAAGGACAGAAUAUCCUUGUAACAAUUUCAGGAAAAAAGAAUCGGGUCAGGGUAUAUUACCUCAGCUGGCUCAAGAGUAAAAUCCUGAGGACUGAUGGUGUUAGUGAUGUAAGUCAAGUGGAGAGAAGAAACGGUUGGAUAAACGUGAGUGAUCUACAGGGUGCUGUGCAUUUUAAAAUUGUGAAAUAUGAAAGGAUAAAGUUUCUGGUGAUAGCUUUAAAAGACAGUAUUGAAAUUUAUGCCUGGGCGCCUAAGCCAUACCACAAGUUCAUGGCGUUCAAGUCGUUCUGCGAACUGACCUACAGACCGCUAUUGGUCGAUCUGACCGUAGAAGAAGGAACCAGGCUAAAAGUGAUAUAUGGCAGUGCAGAAGGGUUCCAUGCAGUCGAUCUUGAUUCAGCUAGUGUUUAUGAUAUCUACCUCCCUAAACUUACACAAGGUUCUAUUACGCCACAUUGUAUUGUCACGUUACCUAACAGCAAUGGCAUGCAAUUGUUACUUUGUUACGAUAAUGAAGGUGUCUAUGUCAAUACCUAUGGUAGGAUUGCCAAGAACAGUCUACUUCAGUGGGGAGAAAUGCCUACGUCUGUGGCUUACAUAGGUACUGGACAGAUAAUGGGCUGGGGCAACAAGGCCAUAGAAAUCAGAUCGGUGGAAUCGGGCCAUUUGGAUGGGGUGUUCAUGCACAAAAAAGCGCAGAGGCUCAAGUUCCUGUGCGAGCGGAACGAUAAAGUGUUCUUUUCUAGUGCAAAGAGUGGUUCCUCCUGUCAGAUUUACUUCAUGACCUUGAACAAGCCGGGCAUGGCCAACUGGUAACAUUUAGACGAAAACCGACUUUGCUUAUAGCAACUCUGUUGAACGAAGUGAAAGACUAAAUUAUGAUUGUGCAUUGGAUGUUUUUGUAUGAUGGAUCAAUAUCAGAAAAUUUUUCACCUUUGAAAUCAUGUAAAGCUAGGUUUUCGGACUUUUCUUGUUCGGUUGAUUUGUAUGGGUGGUACGGAUGCUGACUGAUCGUAAUUGGAUUUUCUAAUUUCUUGUUGGAAUGAUGGCAGGACAUAUAGAUUCUGAUUUUCAUUCAAAAGUGUAUAUUUCUUUUUGGACAAAAAUAAAUUUUCACACUUAGUUCUCAAUUAGGAAUACAAUUUAUAAGAAGUUUGUUUCUUCGCUCUGGUGAGUGGAUUAUGAAACAAUUUGUUCGAUAAAAUCAUCAGAAUCUUCAUGGUCUAUCCAUUGCUCAAGAAAAAUGUAAUCUCAAAACUAAAUCUGUGAUAUUCAUUAAUCGGCUUUUGUUUUAAUUUGUAACAUUUUCUAAAAGCAUUUUAAAUUGGGAUUUGUAAGACUUUACCAAACAUGUAGAGAUCAUCAGUGUUUUUUUGAUUACUUUUGGAACUGCUCUGUACCAUCAUAUAAAUUUCGUCAGAACGUAUUUUACUAUUACUUCAAUUUUUCAUCAAUUAAUUAUUGACUUGUAUAACUGAAGCAAUAUGUUGAUUAUGCCAUUCAAUUUUUUGUUCUGGUCAAUUUUUUAAAAACUAAGGUCGUUUCUAUUGGAAUGGAUUUUUAAGAUUUGGAUUUGAUUUCAAUUUGAUUAGAAAAAUAUUUUCCACAAAAAAUGUUCCAGUUCCAAAAUGUAUAGGUUCCUCUUUUCUAAAUCUGCGUUUUUGAACGGGACUAUUAGCAAAGUUAUUUAAUUUAUAAUUUAUUUAGUGCCAAUCUCUUUUAUAUAGUGGGAUCGAAAAGAAAUGCUCACUAAAUGUAGAUAAGUCCAGUAUAGUGUAAUAUUAAUUUGAUUACGAGUUGAUAUAAAGAAACAAUCGAGGAUUUGUGUGUAAUCAAAAGAAAUGAAUUCUCGUCCUUUGUUGUAUAUAUUGGAUAGCUGAGGGAAUUUUUGGAAAAAUUCACAAUGCAGUGUUAGCCUAAAGCACACAGAACAUAGGCUGUAUUAAUUUUCUUUUGCACAGAAGUCGAAAAAAAUUUUAUACUAAAUGAACCAUUAGUAAAUGUCUGUAAUGAAUGUUAUUUUUUUGUUGUUAUUGGUGCAAUCAAGACUGUCUGAUUUAUGUCUUAUGUAUCUUUAGAGGCGAAUCCCCAAAAAAGAAUCAGGAACAAGACUUUCUGAUCCAUUUUGAUUGUAGGAUAUAUUUUUCUUUGAAAUAUUAUUAAUUUGGAAAAAUCCAUAUUCUUUCAAAUUUUUGAUUACAGUUCAUUUGAUUUCAUUAAUUUUGUAGAAUAUGUGUUGUUUUUCACAAAUGAAAUUUCGAGGAAAAAAUAUAAAAUCAAUCAAAAAAAAGUGAUCCAAAUGUGAAAUAAUUUCAUUUUCAAUUAUCCAUACUGUCUUUUGUUUUAUUUUUAUCAAUAAUAAUGUAGUUUAUGAUAAUCACCUAUAAAUUUUCCCUUAUAUAAUAAAAAGUAGUUUUAAAACAUAUGUGCAUUGAAUAUUUGGGGAUUAGCCUCUACCACGUAAUCCAUUUUUCAUAGCAAAUAAUUAAUAUUUACUUUUAAGUCCAUUCAGUCGAUUAAUUUCCUUAGUGCAGUACAUCAUAUACAUACUACUUAAUUUAUAAGCGGAAAAUUUCUCUUACUCUUGAUAAUUUCCCAAAGAGAUGGUAUAAGUGUGAUUUUUUUAUGAAUGAGAAACAAUUAUAUAAAUCAAAUCAUUUUAUUAAUAUUAUUAUUCCAAAUAUUAAAAGUUAUAUAUUAUAUUAUUACUGCAAUUUUUUUCAAUCCUCUUGUCAUUUAAUGAAAUCAUGUUUGAAUAAAUAAUUUACUACCA